This is a messenger RNA of Centruroides sculpturatus (bark scorpion), 873 nucleotides long. RefSeq lists its product as uncharacterized. Gene Ontology annotation, biological process: positive regulation of gene expression; regulation of transcription by RNA polymerase II. Gene Ontology annotation, cellular component: transcription regulator complex; mediator complex. Lineage: Eukaryota; Metazoa; Arthropoda; Arachnida; Scorpiones; Buthidae. The transcript is spliced from 6 exons. Bases 61 to 873 code for a protein of 270 amino acids. The record is from RefSeq and is a predicted model, not a curated record.
UAGCAAAAACAACGUUGUCUUGUAUUGGAAGAACAAUUAGUGGAGCUUAUAGUUAUUGCAAUGGAGAGAUCUGAAAAUGAAACUGAAGCAAUGGAAGAUGGAGGACCAACUCAAUUGUUGUGGCAGCAUUUAUCAAGUCAACUUAUUUAUUUUGUGUUAUUUCAAUAUGCUAGUUUUCCGCAUAUGGUUUUAGCAUUACAUGAUAAAUUGGCUGGAAGAAAUUUAAAAAAGGGCAGAGAUCAUUUAAUGUGGGUUUUGUUACAGUUCAUAUCUGGAAGUAUUCAAAAAAAUCCUCAAAAACAACGUUGUCUUGUAUUGGAAGAACAAUUAGUGGAGCUUAUAGUUAUUGCAAUGGAGAGAUCUGAAAAUGAAACUGAAGCAAUGGAAGAUGGAGGACCAACUCAAUUGUUGUGGCAGCAUUUAUCAAGUCAACUUAUUUAUUUUGUGUUAUUUCAAUAUGCUAGUUUUCCGCAUAUGGUUUUAGCAUUACAUGAUAAAUUGGCUGGAAGAAAUUUAAAAAAGGGCAGAGAUCAUUUAAUGUGGGUUUUGUUACAGUUCAUAUCUGGAAGUAUUCAAAAAAAUCCUGAGCUUUUGGAACCACAAACAGCUUUAUUGCGUUAUGUAUUAGAACAGCCGUAUUCUAGAGAUAUGGUAUGCAACAUGUUAGGCUUGAGUAAACAGUGUAUACACGCUCCUUCCAUUGCUGGAAACACUGGGAUUUUCGGCUCACCGUCUUGUCUGACGGUCUGGUGGACUGUUCUGUGUACUUUCUACAAAGAAGUUCGUGUAGGAAUUCUUUCUGUGGCACUUGUCAGCCUUCAGCCGAUCAGCUGGACCAGCUGUGCCAUAGCACCUGUUGGUUGUGUCAGCUAG